Molecule: messenger RNA, 762 nt
Organism: Erythranthe guttata (spotted monkey flower)
Lineage: Eukaryota; Viridiplantae; Streptophyta; Magnoliopsida; Lamiales; Phrymaceae
Gene: ACBP6
Product: acyl-CoA-binding protein 6
Biological process (GO): fatty acid metabolic process
Molecular function (GO): fatty-acyl-CoA binding
Source: RefSeq, a predicted model, not a curated record
CCCACCUCCACCUGUCCUUUUAAUCUCAUCACAUGUAAAUAAUUUGCUGUACGCAGAAAGCAUCGAAUUCUCCGUCACUCUCUCACUAGUGUGUGACUGUGUGUAUACACACACAUAUAUAUAUUAUAUAUACGUAUAUAUAAACCCUCACUCACUUUACGAAUUUGUUCGCCACAAUCAAUCAUACAGCAAAGCAGAUCGGAAAAAUCGGAUAACGAAACAGAGAAGAUGGGUUUGAAGGAAGAAUUUGACGAGCACGCGGAGAAGGCGAAGACCUUGCCCGAGAGUACUACCAAUGAAAACAAACUCAUUCUAUAUGGACUUUUCAAGCAAGCAACAGUUGGAGAUGUCAACACAAGUCGCCCCGGUAUUUUUAACAUGAGGGACAGAGCAAAGUGGGACGCAUGGAAGGCUGUUGAAGGAAAAUCAAAGGAGGAAGCGAUGGGCGAUUACAUCACCAAGGUGAAGCAGUUGCUCGAAGAAGCCUCAGCUUAGAGUUGAUUACUACGUCGAGUUAAGUUAUUUAUCUAGGAGUUAAGUGUGCCUUAAACACGAUAAAGGUCACUCUGUUUCUUUAAUUUCUCCAAUCUGGUCGGCAUCUUUCUUGACUUAUUAUUUAUGCUCGAAUUUAACGGGACUCUGUUAUUGAAAAAAUGCUGUAAUAGUUAUGCUUAUUAUGUUUUUUCUGUCUGGAUUGUCUCGAAAUAAAAUCUUGUAAUGUCCGACUGAGGUAUUUGUCGAUAUAUUUUUUUUAAUUAUUUA